AUGGCUUCUGUACUGAACAAUUCACGUUCAGAUACGCUCUUUCUCGGUGGCGAGAAAGUUAGCGGCGAUGAUAUCAGGAAUCAAAACGUUCUGGCAGCUCUAGCGGUCGCAAAUGUGGUGAAAACUUCGUUGGGACCAGUCGGAUUGGACAAAAUGCUGGUCGACGACAUCGGUGACUUCACAGUUACCAAUGAUGGAGCUACAAUUCUAUCUCUACUGGACGUACAACACCCAGCAGGUAAGAUCCUGGUGGAAUUGGCUCAACAGCAAGACCGCGAAAUUGGAGACGGGACCACCAGUGUGGUCAUUAUCGCAUCUGAGCUGCUCAAGAGAGCCAACUCCCUGGUGAAAAAUAAGAUCCAUCCAACGACAAUCAUCACAGGUUUCCGCGUGGCUCUCAGAGAAGCUAUUAGAUACAUCAACGAGGUUUUGUCGAUGAGUGUGGAAUCCUUGGGCAAAGAGUCGCUUGUAAACAUUGCGAAAACUAGUAUGUCAUCCAAGAUCAUUGGGUCAGACUCAGAUUUCUUCGGAAACAUGGUCGUGGACGCUCUUUUGGCCGUCAAAACCCAAAACUCUAAGGGCGAAAUCAAGUACCCAGUCAAGGCCGUCAACAUUCUAAAGGCUCACGGUAAGUCUGCUCGUGAAUCGGUUCUUGUGCAGGGCUACGCACUAAACUGCACCGUAGCGUCCCAGGCCAUGCCAAAGCGCCUUGGCGGAGGCAACGUGAAAAUUGCGUGUCUGGACAUCAACCUUCAAAAAGCCAGGAUGGCCAUGGGCGUCCAGAUCAACAUAACAGACCCCGAUCAGCUGGAAGAAAUCCGCAAACGUGAAGCAGGCAUCGUUUUGGAAAAAGUCAGAAAGGUCAUAGCUGCAGGUGCCAACGUGGUGCUCACCACCAAGGGUAUCGACGACCUGUGUCUGAAGGAGUUUGUGGAGGCCAAAGUGAUGGCAGUCAGAAGGUGCAAGAAAGAGGAUCUCAGAAGAAUUGCCAGGGCCACUGGUGCUACGUUGAUCAGCUCCAUGUCUAAUUUGGAAGGUGACGAGGUCUUUGAGCCUUCAUCUCUGGGAACGUGUCAAGAAGUGUCACAGGUAAGAUUCUCUGACGACGAAUGUAUCCUGGUAAAGGGUACAUCCAAGCACUCUUCUUCUUCUAUUGUGCUGCGCGGUGCUAACGACUACUCGUUAGACGAAAUGGAGCGUUCCGUUCACGACUCUUUGUCUGUCAUCAAGAGAACGCUGGAGAGCGGCAACGUUGUUCCAGGCGGUGGUUGCGUGGAGGCUGCGCUGAAUAUAUACCUCGACAAUUUCGCCACAACUGUCGGAUCGCGCGAGCAGCUGGCCAUUGCCGAGUUUGCUGCUGCUUUGCUGGUCAUACCCAAGACGUUGGCUGUGAACGCUGCGAAGGACUCGAGCGACCUGAUCGCCAAGCUACGGUCGUACCAUGCGGCCAGCCAACAGGCCCAGUUGGAGCAUGUCAAGAGAAGAAACUACCGCAACUACGGGCUGGACUUGAUCCGUGGCAAGGUCGUGGACGAGGUCCAAUCCGGUGUUUUGGAGCCCACCAUCAGCAAAGUGAAGUCGCUGAAAUCCGCGCUCGAGGCGUGCAUUGCGAUCCUGAGAAUCGACACCAUGAUCACCGUGGACCCUGAGCCACCCAAGGAGGACCCUCACGGCCACCAUUGA
Molecule: messenger RNA, 1683 nt
Organism: Lachancea sp. 'fantastica'
Lineage: Eukaryota; Fungi; Ascomycota; Saccharomycetes; Saccharomycetales; Saccharomycetaceae
Source: the annotation of a GenBank genome assembly